Molecule: messenger RNA, 1020 nt
Organism: Ichthyophthirius multifiliis
Lineage: Eukaryota; Ciliophora; Oligohymenophorea; Hymenostomatida
Exons: 6
Biological process (GO): peptidyl-L-cysteine S-palmitoylation; protein targeting to membrane
Cellular component (GO): Golgi apparatus; endoplasmic reticulum
Molecular function (GO): protein-cysteine S-palmitoyltransferase activity
Source: RefSeq, a predicted model, not a curated record
AUGAAUACAUAAGAUAUUAAAUUAGAAACUGAUUAACAUCAAAAAAACUAUUAAAUUUAAAAAUUUUAUUAAAUAUGGGAUUCAGGGAAUCAAACAUAUUGCAAAGGAUUAAUAUUUUCAGGAUCUGAAAAUAAAAAGUUUUGGCUUUCUUUUUUCCUUACAAAUAUACCAGCAAUAAUUAACUAUGUUUUUACGUUUACUUACUUAGCUGAUAAUAAUUUAUAUGUAGGAAUAGUACUUCAUGUAAUAGCCCAUUUGAAUACAAACAUAUUUAUGUUUCUUGUUAACUUAUCUGAUCCUGGUAUUAUUCCAAGAAUAUUUAAUAAAAUAGAAACUGAUAGAGAUUUUAUUUAAAUACCAGUAAGGGAAUGUAUAAAAAAUGGCUACUAUAGAACUCAUCCUUUACUAUAAUUAUUUUAAAAUAAAUCACAUUUUUUAAAAUUAAAAUAUUGCACAACAUGUUGUAUAUGGAGGCCUCCCAGAUGUUCACAUUGCCCAUGCUGUGAUAAUUGUAUUGAAAGAUUUGAUCAUCAUUGUCCUUGGUUAGGAACAUGUGUAGGCAAAAGAAACUAUAAGUAUUUUUUAUUUUUUUAUAUAAUAUUUAAAAAAAAAUGGAUAUAAUAAUUAGAUUUAUAUAAAUAUAUAUAUUUUUUAUUAAAUAAUAAAUGUAAGUUUAGUAUAUUUUUUUAAAAAAAGUUUUCUUUGUUUAUAUUUACAUUAUACAGCUUCCAUAAUUAUCUUAUCUUUAAUAAUGUUACAACAAAUGAAUAUAUAAGAAAAAGCUGGAAAAUUAUAAGCAGAAAUCCUCAUUCAAAGUAUUUAUUGAAAUAUUUUUUUUUUUAAUAUUAACUAUUAUAAAUAGAAAUAAUAUUUUCCAAAAUAUAGUAAAUGUUAUCUGUAGAGUAUAUGUACCUAGCUUUAUUAAACUUUAAUAUGAUAUAUAUUUAAUAGUAUAUUUAUAUAUUCAUAAUAUUUUUUAAAUAUUAAGCGUAUUUUUUUAAUUAAAAAGGAAAAUUCUGA